This is a messenger RNA of Calypte anna (Anna's hummingbird), 6551 nucleotides long. It is a transcript of the gene CGGBP1, whose product is annotated as CGG triplet repeat binding protein 1. Gene Ontology annotation, molecular function: double-stranded DNA binding. The record is from RefSeq and is a predicted model, not a curated record. Bases 387 to 890 code for a protein of 167 amino acids. Lineage: Eukaryota; Metazoa; Chordata; Aves; Apodiformes; Trochilidae. Gene Ontology annotation, biological process: regulation of transcription by RNA polymerase II. Gene Ontology annotation, cellular component: nucleus. The transcript has 2 exons.
UCCACCCGGGUUAAAUGGCGGCGGCAGUCCGGUGUCCGAAGCCCGGGGGGGGGGGGGUAAACACUUCGAGUCCUGCUGGCCGGUCGGAGGCUGCUUCUCCAGGCCAGGAGAGCAGCGGAACCCGUGUGGCGGCUGGAAGCUCCGAUCCCUCCCUCCGUACCUGAAAUACUCCUGGGGUUGGCAGGGAGUUCCCGGGCACGCGUGGAGUGGUUCUACUCCCGGUGACACUUGUUAGGCGAGGCGUGCGCACCCGCCUUCCCCGGGGCUUUCCUUCUAUGCAGGUGUGACAGAGGGCGGAUCGGUGUCUGUCCUGGUGCCUCGCCUUCACUCACACCUUCCCCUGCCCUCAGUAGUUCAGGCUUCGGUGAAGUUUAUCGAAGAGCACGAUGGAACGGUUUGGAGUGAAGUCUGCUCCGUCACGUAACCGCUCGAAGACUGCCUUGUAUGUGACUCCUCAGGAUCGUGUAACUGAGUUUGGCAGCGAGCUGCACGAAGAUGGAGGGAAACUCUUCUGUACUUCCUGCAAUGUGGUUCUCAAUCACGUUCGCAAGUCUGCAAUCAACGACCACCUCAAGUCCAAAACGCACACAAAGCGACGGGCAGAGUUUGAAGAACAGAACGUCAGGAAGAAGCAGAGGACUCUAACUGCCUCCCUUCAGUGCAACAGUACUGCCCAGACAGAGAAAACCAGUGUCAUCCAGGACUUUGUGAAAAUGUGCCUGGAAGCUAAUAUUCCUCUCGAGAAGGCUGAUCACCCAUCCGUGCGAGCCUUCCUGUCCCGCUAUGUCAAGAAUGGAAGUUCAAUACCUAAGUCAGAUCAGCUAAGGAAAGCGUACCUGCCUGAUGGGUAUGACAAUGAGAACCAGCUCAUCAAUACUGAAGACCGCUGAGAAUAACACUCUUUUUCAUCAUCGUUGUGAAGUUUUACAUAUUGAUGGUGUGGUUUAUUUUUCUAUUCAUGCAUAUAUACAGUGUUACAUAUUGGUUUUACAAGCUAUUUUGUAUUAUUGUAGAAAUGACAAUCUAUUUGUGAACUUAGUGGUAUGCCACAGGCUGUUGCUAACCCUGCUGUAGCCUUCAGAGCUACACUGAUGUAGAGCUCGAGAUGAAUGUAGGGAAUAUACCUGGCGUCCACCUUACCUGUGUGUUCAGUCUGGCUGUAUCUAAUGCUAAGAAAAAGGCACUUGGAUGGAGGACCGCACUCACCUGAACGCUGCAUCUAAAAGGACAAGAAAGAUGAUGCUGUAGGGAUUACAAAUCAUGUCAGUGGAUUGCUUUGUCCAGUGUCUUGCCCGUGAGUGACCAAGAAGUGCUGCACGUUUGAGAUGCAAGAAUCUGUAGAAUGGUUAGCUAAAAUACAACUGCUCUCUUGGGGGAGGAUUUUUGGCAAAUCCCUGUUCAAGUUUGGUUUACAUUCUAAGAUGGGAAACAUUUGUCUUCUCAAGUACUCUCUUAUCUUGUUUUGUGCAACUGUGGAUGUAUUCAUUAUCCAGCUUAAAUAGGUGGUCUCUUGUAUUGACCUCUGAACUACACUAUUCCUGAUGAAGUUAGGAGGUUCUGCAGGCCUGCCACACCCACUGUUUUCAAAUCACUGUUUCAUUGUCUCAGUUUAACAUCCCCUUCAGUUUCAGUGCAGAUCUUUGGAAGUUGAGCAGACAAACCAGUUACUGAGUGUGGUUUGCAGUGCAGCUCCUGGCAAGUGAAACUUAUACUGGACCAAGAUCUUAGUUGAAAGAAUUAAUGCCUUUUUCCUACUAGCGGGACAGAUGAUGCUAAAUCAAAAACAGGGGGGAAGGGAUGCUGACUUGCUGAGAAAGCUUUUUUAACUUUCACUGAAGGUCCUCUUUGUGUCUGGCCUUGUCCUCAGCUUUUUAGUCAAAGGAGGUAAAGUGAUUAAAAGUUUCCAAAAUAGUUACUGCAAAGGCUAUUCAAUAUGUUUAAGUGCAAAUAGGAAAGCAGAUAUAUUUUGAAGCUAUAGUGGAAUUACAGACCUGUGCUGUAUUUUUCACUCUGUGCCAAGGCCACACCUAUUGGAUUGACAAAAGGUAUAAUGAGGAAUUGAAGAAUUUCCGUGAUGUUUACUCUUUGAAACCUAGUAACCUAUUACUGAGCUAUUCCAAAUUAUUAUGCCAAAUACUCCAUUUGAUGUAAGUGCUCAACUAAGUUUUUGAAUGCAGUGACAGAGUUCAAAGUGCUGAAAUACAACCAACUUCUGCCUGCUCUAGGUUUCUUCGAGGUGCUGGAGGCUCAGGGUGGUGUCAGGCAUCCUCUAGCAGCACAGAAAUCCUCCACUGGGUGCAUUCAGUGGUGUAAGUGUGCUUGGACUCCCUCAGGUGGAGCCACUUGUUUUGCUAGGCUUCCUUUCCCCAUAGAGUUUCACAGUAUCUAUUUCUCAGCAUUUCUUUUUUCCAUGUAUUUAGAGCAAUCCUAAGUAAUUGCUAAAAAGAGAUACAAAUAACCUACUUACGUUGUUUCUGUAGCUAUUUGCCUAACUAUUUCUAGAGCAAUAUUUUUAUUUUUUUUUUAAACUGGGAGAAGAGGGACUUACAGACUUUGUAACAACUGGUUCCUGUGCAAUUAGCUUCUACAGAAAUGCACUUAAGUUCCAUUCUAACCAUGUCUUAUAGCAUUCUGCUAUAAGACUUGUUUGAAUAAAUAGACAAAACUAAAAAAGCAGAAGGCUGCCUACCCAUGUGUACCAGUACACAGGUACUCAGAACACUGCUGCACCUUUGGUUCCUCUUGAAGCUAGUGGGACUCCGUGCAGUCAUAUCAGUCCUUGUAAUGAUUUUGGUUGCUGGUUUAGAACUUCAGACAGAAAUAACAUUUUUUUCUCUAGUCCUAGAUGUCAAAAUAUGCCUUCCAAAAUACCAUUUGCUGUUGCACAAACUUGAGCUUACCUUAAAAUUGUAACAGCCCUUUACAUCAUGAACUGCCUUUGGCUAGUACUGUUAUAUAAAACUUCAAGCCAAGUGAAAGGUACACUGCCAAGAGACUUCUCUGCCCUGACAAUAAUUGAAAGUGUUCUCUUACAGCUGCUGUUUCAUCACAGUGAAACAACACGGUUAAAUUAUUAUUUGGUUUUUUACCUUAUGGCUGCUAUCCUAGAAUUGAAGCAAAUAGAAAACAAUGCUUUUAAUGAGAAAAUAGGCUUCCAUUAAACAAAAGCAUUCAAAAAAGAUUGUGUGGUUAAAAGGUAGGAAUUUGUGCUAGUUAGCUCAGUUCUUGCUAGCAUGAGAUUUCACAUGUUUUUCACCCCAUAACCAUUUUAUAAAGGAUGCCAUGUUUUCACUUUGAUGGGAAAACUGACAGAUAUUUUGAAAAGAAUGGUAACAUUAGAAUCAUAGAAUCAAAGUCAGGGGCUGGAAGGGACCUUGAAAGAUCAUCUAAGCCUGACUCCCUCUGCCAGAGCAGGGUCACCUACAGCAGGUCACACAGGAACACAUCCAGGUGGGCUUUGAAUGUCUACAGGGAAAGAGACUCCACACUCUCCCUGGGCAGCCUGUGCCAGUGGUGCCACCCUCACAGUGAAAAAAUUCUUCCUAAUAUUUAUACAGAAUCGCCUAUGCUCCAGCUUAUAACCAUUGCCCCUUGUCCUGUUGUUAGUCACCUCUGAGAAAAGCUUGACUCCAUCCUCCUAGCACUCACUCCUUAAAUAUUUAUAAGCAUUAUUGAGGUCACCCCUCAUUCUCCUCCAAGCUGCAGAGCCCCAGGUCCCUCAGCCUUUCCUCAUAAGGGAGAUGUUCCACUCCCUUCAUCAUCUUGGUCACUCUGCUCUGGACUCUUUCAAGCAGUUCCCUGUCCUUCUGGAACUGAGGGGCCCAGAACUGGACACAAUAUUCCAGAUGUGGCCUCACCAGGGCAGACCAGAGGGGGAAGAGAACCUCUCUCAACCCUCUAACCACCCCCUUCUAAUGCACCUCAGGAUGCCAUUGGCCUUCUUGGCCACAAGGGCACAUUGCUGGCUCAUGGUCACCCUCCCACCCACCAGCACCCGCAGGCCCCUUUUCCCAGUGCUGCUCUCCAACAGCUCAGUCCCCAACCUGUACUGGUACCUGGGGUUGUUCUUUCCCAGAUGCAAGACUUCACACUUAGCCUUGGUAUCAUUCAUUAAAUUUCUCCCUGCCCAACUUUCCAGUGUGUCUAGGUCCCUCUGAAUGGCAGCACAGCCUUCUGGGGUGUCAGCCACUCCACCCAGUUUUGUGUCAUCAUCAACCCUACUGAUAGUGUACUCUAUUUCCUCAUCCAGAUGACAAGUAAAUAUAUUGAAUAGUACUGGUCCCAGUACUGACCCCUGAGGGACUCCACUAGAAACAGACUUAAAAUUGGACUCCAUCCCAUUGGCUACAACUUUCUGGCUUCUGUCCUUCAACCACCUCCCGAUCCACCUCACUGCCCAAUCAUCCAGGCCACACUUCUUCAGUUUAGCUCCAAGGAUGCUGUGGGAUACUCUGUCAAAUGCCUUCCUGAAAUCAAGGUAGACUACGUCCACUGCUCUGCCAUCAUCCUUCCACCUGAAGGAUCCUCAGAGAAUCCUUCAUAGGAGUCUAUCAGGUGGUCAGACAUGACUUCCCCUUAGUAAAGCCAUGUUGACUGCUGAUAAAUUUCUUGUCCUGGAUGUGCCUGGAGACAGCACCAAGAAGGAGUUGUUCCAUCACCUUUCCAGGGAUGAAGGUGAGGCUGACCAGUCUGUAGUUACCCGGGUCCUCUCUUUUGCCUUUCAUGAAGGCUGGAGUGACAUUUGCUUUCCUCCAGUCCUCAGUCACCUCUCCUGUUUCCAGUGGCUUACCAAAGAUGAUGGAGAGCAGCCUAGCAAUGACAUCCACCAGUUCCCCCAGCAACCAUGGGUGCAUCCCAUUAAUUGGAUUGUUGCACAACAAAUCAAGUUACUUACUCUUGUCUCAUUUUACAUAAAACUAGAAGUCAGCAACAUCAAAAGCUUAAGUUAAAAAAGGAAAAAGUUAUUUUCAAUAAGGCAAAGUAAUAUUUGGACACCUAGUUUUUGAAAAGCCUACUCAUAAAGCAGUCUGUGUACAGAGCCUCAGUUUAUAGAAUAAAUAUAAUUCUGUAAGUAUUUUGAUAUUUUUUCUAGUACACAUUUAUUUUUUAUGCAGAAAUCCUGCCAAGGGUAUGAACCUGGUGAGAAACCUUAUGAGUGUAGCCAUAGCCUACCAAGUCAGAACAAUUUAGAAGCAAAAUUCAUCAUCAGAAAUUUGAAUGGAACUGACUUAAUUCCAGGGCACAGCAGUUUUGUAGGAUGCUGGUGACUUACUCUGAUAGGAUAUUUGGUUAUAAAAAAGAAAAAAAAAAAAGGAAACCCACAACAUUCUUAAAGCUUUUUGAAAAAUCAAGGUACUGAUCUGUUGCAACAAACAUUUAUAUUGGAGUAAAGCAGUGAAAAAAAAAGUACUUCGAGGUAAUCUAGAAAGAAUAAUAAAUAAGUUUGUGUUCAUGGACAUAAUCCAGAUCAUCAACAAGACAGUUACACUUACUUUCUUUGAAAGUAAAAAUUAUUCCACUCAGUCUUGGAAGUGUCCAACAAACACUCAGCUUCAGAGCAUAGUUCUGCCAGUGUGUCUAUAGCUGGAUAAAUCAUAACCUUGGGUUAAUUGCAAUUGAUCUUAGGAAAUAUUUACAGCAGAAGGGUUUGUGUUUUUUUAUCUAAACCUAAGUAAUGGCUAAUUCCUCAAACAGAGGCUGUGACUAAGUUGUUAACAGUCUACACGGGACUUUCCUUUUUUCUGGGCAAGAAUAUGGCAUCAUUUUUCCAUGUAUUUCCGGUAACAAGUGUUCUCAGAAGUAAAGGGAGGAUGGUAGCAAUAUUUGCUUACCAUUUUACAUACAUAUGUAGGGACAAGCUAUGAGGGAUACUUUUUGUCAGGUGGUUUUAUUAAUAACUUUGAAACUCAUAAUAUUUACAAAGAAAAAAAAUUUCUUCUCUGAUCAUGUACUUGUAUUAGUUUAGCCAACUUACAGCUAUAGUUACUCUGAAGUGGUUUUCUUGGAACAGAGAAAAGAGUAAAAUACAAAGAGUAAAAUGCAAACAGGAACAUUCUCUGGUUUGUGAAUACAUGUAUGCACCGUGUUAGUUUCAGCUUGCAUGUUCUUGAAAAAAAGUGAGUGAGUUCUAAUAUUUUUAAGCAUUUUGGAGCCUGUAAUCUGGCAGGCUCCUAGAGGUGAAACAUUUGCCAUAAUGAAAGGGAAAGCUGUUUUUCAAUUUCGAGAGAAACUUGGUUCUGCAAAGUAUGGGAUAUUCUCAUGAUAGAAGGACUAUUUUUAGGCAGAGCCCCUUUUAGCAAUUCUGUUGAACUGAACAGUGAAAUGCUCCCUGCUAACUUUUGCAGCAUAAUCUGAUUUUCAAGGGGGCGAGACAAAAGAGAGCUGAAAGUUUGGCAAGGAUAAUCUCUUUAUAUUUACAUAUAAAGAGAGACAAGACUCACUGUUGUUGUGUUCAGAUUGUACUCACUGCUAACUAUGUAAUUUGAGUGCUUGUUGUCUUUGUACAAUUUUAAGGUUGUGUCUAACUUUCAGAAUAAAUUUUUUUAACAAGG